Messenger RNA from Cercopithifilaria johnstoni, 822 nucleotides. The record is from the annotation of a GenBank genome assembly. Lineage: Eukaryota; Metazoa; Nematoda; Chromadorea; Rhabditida; Onchocercidae.
AUGUUUGGGUUAGCCGGAAAAUUUCAAAGACGCUGUGAAUUUGAUCUCGAACAAGAACCUAAUUCAACGAUUUAUUCAAAAAAUGGCUGCCAAAAGUCAAAAUAUGGAACAGCUGCAGGAUAUCAAAAUGAUUUAAAUAGGAGCAACAACAAUCCAUCUAAUGUCAAACCAGCACAUCCUAUAACAUUUUUAAAUACAAGCAGUAGAAAAUGCCUUGCAUGUAUGCUUGUUAUUGUGUCUUUACUACUUCUGUUAUUUGUUAUUAUUAUCGUAAUAGCAUACGCUUUGAACGUGAUUAUUAUCAAAUUUCCAUCAUCAUCCAAAACAAGUCAGCCAUUCCCAUUUGACACUACAACUUUAUUACCUAAUUUUACCACUCAAUCUUUCCCACUUUUAUUUCCCACACUAUUGCCACCAUAUAGGCCAAUCAUUACAACAUUGCCGAAUCCAACAGAUCGAUUGCAAAAACGAACAUUUCUCUGUCACAUGUACUUAUUAAAUAAAGCUAAUGAAGUUUAUACAAAUCAUGAUCGUUUCGAGUAUCGUCAUGCAUCUCAAAUGAUUCAAAAUGCGAUACAUGGCCAACUUAUGAAAUCGUCUUUACAGCCGUACGUGGAAAAUAUCUACGUAUGGUAUUUAUACAACAGUGGUCCUCAUCUUGCAGUAGAAUUUUCUGUUGCAUUGCUUCUUCCAUCACAUACAAAUAUUGAUUCAAUAACGGUCAAAAAUGUUUUUCUUAGUAUAUUACCAGAAAUUGAAGAGCAAUUAAAUGGUACUCAUAUCGACAGAAAUAGUUUUACAAUACAGUAUCUUCACAAUUAA